UUUGGUUUCAUAUUCAGAACUCUCUUUCAUUGUCUGAAAUGGCUCUCUCUCGACAGUCUCUUGUGUUCGUAGCGGCAACUUUACUUCUUAUGCAAGCUCUGCAGGGAGAUGCUGCCACAUUCAUCCAGUCUCGGGCGGCUUACUAUCCAAAUUCUGAUGAACAAGGAACAGAAACUGGAGCAUGUGGAUUUGGUUCAUUUGGAGCAACAAUCAAUGGUGGGGAUGUAUCGGCUGCAUCUGAUCUGUAUCGAGAUGGUGUAGGCUGUGGUGCUUGCUACCAGGUAAGAUGCAAGGACAGUCACUAUUGCUCAGAUAAUGGAGUGACUGUAGUUAUAACUGACCAUGGCUCAAGUGACCGGACCGACUUUAUCCUGAGUAGGAAAGCCUUUGGUCGGAUGGCUCAGACCAAAGAUGCAGCUGCAUCACUGCUAGCCCUUGGUGUGGUUGAUAUUGAAUAUCAACGUGUUCCAUGCAGUUAUCCAAACAAAAAUAUUACUUUCAAGAUUGAUGAGAAUAGCAACUACCCUCAUUACCUGGCUUUUGUUAUAUGGUAUCAACAAGGAAAAAUGGACAUCACUGCUGUGCAGCUCUGUGAGACACAAAAUUUCGUGUGCAAGCUAUUGGAUCGGAGUUAUGGAGCAGUAUGGACGACUACUUCGCCCCCUAGUGGACCCUUGCAGAUAAGGAUGUUAUUCAGCAGUAACGAAGGAGAUGAGACAUGGGUUGUUCCAGUUAACAACAUACCUGAAAACUGGAAAGCUGGAGAUGUAUGUGACUCAGGAGUACAAGUUAACUUAUAAACCAGUUACAAUGGA
Molecule: messenger RNA, 815 nt
Organism: Cornus florida
Lineage: Eukaryota; Viridiplantae; Streptophyta; Magnoliopsida; Cornales; Cornaceae
Product: expansin-like B1
Exons: 5
Coding region: 39-800 (253 amino acids)
Cellular component (GO): extracellular region
Source: RefSeq, a predicted model, not a curated record